AUGAUAGAAGCUAUCUUGGAGCUGGAGGUCAGGGAGGUCACGCUGAGGGGGAAGAGGAGGGGCCCAGUGUUUCUGUCUGGUAAAGCAGCCGACCGUGUUCUACGGAGACACAAACGCCACAACACAUGUUUGUUUGAGGAGCUGCUGGAAGGCAACUUGGAGAGAGAGUGUCUGGAGGAAGUAUGUGACCUGGAGGAGGCCAGGGAGACCUUUGAGGAUGAUGAAAAGACAAUGGAGUUCUGGGCAGGAUAUGUAGAUGGCAACCAGUGUCAAUCGAACCCAUGUCUGAACCAGGGUACAUGUAAAGACCAACUUGGCACCUACACCUGCGCAUGCAUGUCUGGCUUCACUGGCAGGGACUGUGAGAUUAUUGUAGCAAAAAGAUGUGAUGUGAACAAUGGAAACUGUAUGCACUUCUGCGAUUCAAUGGGAACAUUUGGAGCAAAAUGCUCUUGUGCAACAGGAUACAAGCUGGCGGAGGAUGGGAUCAACUGUGAACCAGAAGUUGAAUUCCCUUGUGGCCAAACUGCGUUGACAACAUUUGGUGCAAUAUCUACAAGGGUUAUCCUCGCCAAUGAGAGUGCAAGCCUGAACGACACAGAUUCACUGACCAACAUCACCACCACUACAUCCCCUCCUUCAACUCCAGCCAGUACCACAACGUCUCCUCCGGCCACAAAUGACCCUCUAGAAAACCAACCCAGAAAGAAACUGCCCCUGUGGAUGGACAGUGACGAUGAGAGUCCAUAUAAACGCAUUGUAGGCGGUGAAGUAGUUAUCCCAGGAGAGAUCCCCUGGCAGGUGGCCUUGGUAUCGCUUCCCAGUGGUCACUUGUUCUGUGGGGGCACCAUUCUCAGCGAACAAUGGAUUAUCACUGCUGCUCAUUGCUUGGUGGAGUCACAUGGCUCCUUCUUCAUCAAAGUGGGGGAGCAUAACAUCUACACCAAAGAGGAAUCAGAGAGGGAUUAUGAAGUGUUGGAACAGCACAUUCACCCACGCUACAACGCCAGCAUAAGCUUGUACAACCAUGAUAUUGCCCUGCUGUACCUCAAAAGCCCUAUCGCCUUCUCCAAAACAGUGCGGCCCAUCUGCAUAGGACCAAGGGCCUUCACUGAAUCUCUAAUGAAGAACUUCUCCCCAGGGACAGUCAGCGGCUGGGGCCGAACACGCUAUCUUGGAGCCACGUCUAACAUGUUGCAGAAGGUUGAGGUUCCCUACACAGAUCGGACAGAGUGUAAGCGCAGCAGUAGUGCCAGGAUCACUCCCUUCAUGUUUUGUGCAGGGUACUAUAAUGUGGCCAAAGAUGCCUGCCAGGGGGACAGCGGAGGUCCUCACACAAACAGUAUUCAUGACACAUGGUUUCUGACGGGCAUUGUGAGCUGGGGGGAGGAAUGUGCAAAGGAUGGGAAAUAUGGUGUAUACACCCGAGUGUCCCUUUACUACCCCUGGAUACGCCACGUCAUGGGAAUAACUAAACACAGGCUGGCAUUUGAUGUGGAAGACCCUGAUCUUUGAAUUUAAAUAUUCUAGAUUUAAAAAAAAAAUAUAACUAGUUUACAGAAGAGUUGUGUCAUGUCAAAUGAAAUAUCAUUUUUUGCUUGAUGCUCUUUUAAUUUCAUAGGAUAUUAAAAAAUUGAAAGAUGAAUUGUUUGUUAUAAAAAUAAUUUGUCCAGCAAUUCAUGAAUCUGAUGGUGAAACACUCACACAGCUGGAAGGUCACAAAUUUAAACUCUGCAAAAGCCAAUGUGUCCAUACCUGUCAGUGUCCUUUAAAAACACUGCCAGAGUGGCAACUUCUGGAUGCUGUUGCACUGACAGUGUGUGUGUGUGUGUGUGUGUGUGUGUGUGUGUGUGUGUGUGUGUGUGUGUGUGUGUGUGUGUGUGUGUGUAAAAUAGAUAUGUAAAAUACAAUUUGUUAUUGUAUAAUUUACAGUUAUUGAAUUCCACAACUAUAGAAGUAGUAAAAAUAUAUAUCAGGGAAUGUUU
This is a messenger RNA of Thunnus maccoyii (southern bluefin tuna), 1985 nucleotides long. It is a transcript of the gene f9a, whose product is annotated as coagulation factor IXa. Bases 1 to 1515 code for a protein of 504 amino acids. The record is from RefSeq and is a predicted model, not a curated record. Gene Ontology annotation, molecular function: serine-type endopeptidase activity; calcium ion binding. The transcript has 8 exons. NCBI's taxonomy places the organism in Eukaryota, Metazoa, Chordata, Actinopteri, Scombriformes, Scombridae. Gene Ontology annotation, biological process: proteolysis; blood coagulation. Gene Ontology annotation, cellular component: extracellular region.